This is a messenger RNA of Penicillium alfredii, 417 nucleotides long. Its product is annotated as cornichon family protein. Bases 1 to 417 code for a protein of 138 amino acids. Gene Ontology annotation, cellular component: endoplasmic reticulum membrane; COPII-coated ER to Golgi transport vesicle. The record is from RefSeq and is a predicted model, not a curated record. The transcript has 4 exons. Gene Ontology annotation, biological process: endoplasmic reticulum to Golgi vesicle-mediated transport. NCBI's taxonomy places the organism in Eukaryota, Fungi, Ascomycota, Eurotiomycetes, Eurotiales, Aspergillaceae.
AUGUCUGGCGAAGCAUGGCUCUACCUGUUGUCGGUGUUAAUCAAUGCCGUCAACCUGUUCCUCCAAGUCUUUUUCACGAUUAUGUACAGCGAUCUUGAGUGCGACUACAUCAACCCCAUCGACCUGUGCAACCGCCUCAACGCCUACAUCAUCCCCGAAGCUGCUGUCCACGCGUUCCUGACUUUCCUCUUCAUCAUCAACGGGUACUGGCUCGCGAUCUUGCUGAACCUGCCCCUCCUGGCGUUCAACGCGAAGAAGAUCUACGAGAACCAGCACCUCCUGGAUGCGACCGAGAUUUUCCGCAAGCUGAAUGUGCACAAGAAGGAAUCGUUCAUCAAGCUGGGUUUCCACCUCCUGAUGUUCUUCUUCUACCUUUACAGUAUGAUCGUCGCCCUGAUCCGCGACGAGGGCCAUUAA